This is a messenger RNA of Manis pentadactyla (Chinese pangolin), 5435 nucleotides long. It is a transcript of the gene TLE3, whose product is annotated as TLE family member 3, transcriptional corepressor. Gene Ontology annotation, biological process: negative regulation of canonical Wnt signaling pathway; regulation of DNA-templated transcription. The transcript has 20 exons. The record is from RefSeq and is a predicted model, not a curated record. Lineage: Eukaryota; Metazoa; Chordata; Mammalia; Pholidota; Manidae. Gene Ontology annotation, molecular function: transcription corepressor activity; protein binding. Gene Ontology annotation, cellular component: transcription regulator complex; nucleus. Bases 1099 to 3558 code for a protein of 819 amino acids.
ACUUUUCAGUCCCUAUUUGGAACUGCUCUCGCGGCAGUUCAGACCUCGUGCUCGUCCCCUUCGCUUGUCUGUGUGUGGUAUCCGCAGGUCCGAGGCACUUUUUUGGAGGUGUGUGUGCGUAUGUUUGUGUGUGUUUGUUGGGUGUGUGUGUUUGAGGGGUUUGUCGGGGCGCGGAGAGGGGAGCCGAGCCGAGAGGAAGGAAGGAAGCCGCAGAGCUCCCUGAUCUUGGGCUGCUUCUCCCCUCCGGCGUUUUCCUGCCUGUGCGCUCCAAGGCGGCGGUGGCGGCGGCGCCGAGCGCUCCUCGCUGGGGACGCGGCACUCGAGCUGGGAGCAGCGGCGGACCCCUCUGCGGAGGCUUCCUGUGCCCACUGGAGUUAGGAUGCCAGGGCGGUUGAUUUGCACCUACUGAGCCCGGAGUUUCCUCCUCGGCCCUGGGAAGGGCUUGCAGCGGCGGCGGUGGCAGUAGCGGACGGAACAGCAGGCUCUCCUCUCCGUGGGGGGGGCGUCGAAGCGCCCGCGCCGGGCUCCCGCCCUCACCCUCCGGCGCUCCUGCGGCCCCUAGCCGCCACUUCGGUGCUUGCCUCCUUCCUCUUCUCGCCGAGAGCCGCCCCUGGGAUCAGACCCGCGCGCCGCGGAUGCUGGGGCAGUCCUGGAACGCCCCACUCCCGGCGCAACGCAGUGAGUGAUCCGGAGGGGGCCCGCGCUCGCCCGCGGAGGGGCCCCCGGCCCCAGGACCCCGCGCCGGACCCGCCCUGGAGACGACGAUGUCCGCGCGGCCCCAGGCCCUGACGCGCUCCACGCAGCCGGGGGAAGGCGGCCGGCCGCAGCCCGCCGAACCCUAGGCGCACAAAGCCCGCGCCCGCCGCCCGGCCUCGGCGCCCGCCGACGACUUUGCCGCCUGCUCCACGGCUCUUUGUCUCCACUUGGGGCGGGCGCCCGACUCUGGGAUUUCGCUGCGAGAGCGGGCUGGGGGGGCCGGGGGCGAACUCUCGAUUUCCCGGCCGCCCCCUGCUUGGGCUCGGCUCCCCCCUCCCCCGCACCUCCCCGGCCCGGGAUCUCGGCGCUUCCAAGCUCUCGGAAUCACGACCUCUCCCUGCCAUGUAUCCGCAAGGCAGACAUCCGGCUCCCCAUCAACCCGGGCAGCCGGGAUUUAAAUUCACGGUGGCUGAGUCUUGUGACAGGAUCAAAGACGAAUUCCAGUUCUUGCAAGCUCAAUAUCACAGCCUCAAAGUGGAGUACGACAAGCUGGCGAACGAGAAGACGGAGAUGCAGCGCCAUUACGUGAUGUACUAUGAGAUGUCCUAUGGCUUGAACAUUGAAAUGCACAAGCAGACAGAGAUUGCGAAGAGACUGAACACGAUCUUAGCGCAGAUCAUGCCUUUCCUGUCACAGGAGCACCAGCAGCAGGUGGCGCAGGCCGUGGAACGUGCCAAGCAGGUCACCAUGACGGAGCUAAACGCCAUCAUCGGGGUACGUGGACUCCCCAAUCUGCCUCUCACCCAGCAGCAGCUGCAGGCGCAGCACCUGUCGCACGCCGCGCACGGCCCCCCCGUGCAGCUGCCGCCCCACCCGUCGGGCCUGCAGCCUCCGGGCGUCCCCCCCGUGACCGGGAGCAGCUCAGGGCUGCUGGCGCUGGGCGCACUGGGCGGCCAGGCCCACCUGGCGGUGAAGGAUGAGAAGAACCACCACGAGCUGGACCACAGAGAGAGAGACUCCAAUGCGAAUAACUCCGUGUCACCCUCGGAAAGCCUCCGGGCCAGUGAGAAGCACCGGGGCUCUGCAGAAUACAGCAUGGAAGCCAAGAAACGGAAAGCAGAGGAAAAAGACAGUCUGAGCCGAUACGACAGUGACGGAGACAAGAGCGAUGAUCUGGUGGUGGAUGUUUCCAAUGAGGACCCAGCAACACCUCGGGUCAGCCCAGCACACUCGCCUCCUGAGAAUGGGCUGGACAAGGCCCGUGGCCUGAAAAAGGAUGCCCCGACCAGCCCCGCCUCAGUGGCUUCCUCCAGCAGCACACCUUCCUCCAAGACCAAAGACCUUGGUCAUAAUGACAAAUCCUCCACCCCUGGGCUCAAGUCCAACACACCAACUCCAAGGAACGAUGCUCCAACUCCAGGCACCAGCACGACCCCAGGGCUCCGGUCAAUGCCGGGCAAACCUCCAGGCGUGGACCCGAUAGGUAUAAUGGCCUCAGCCCUGCGCACGCCCAUCUCCAUCACCAGCUCCUACGCAGCACCCUUUGCCAUGAUGGGCCACCAUGAGAUGAACGGCUCGCUCACCAGCCCCAGCGCUUACGCCGGCCUCCACAACCUCCCGCCCCAGAUGAGUGCGGCCGCCGCCGCCGCCGCCGCCGCCUAUGGCCGAUCGCCAAUGGUGAGCUUUGGAGCUGUUGGUUUUGACCCUCAUCCACCCAUGAGGGCCACAGGUCUGCCCUCCAGCCUUGCUUCCAUUCCUGGCGGAAAACCAGCGUACUCUUUCCAUGUGAGUGCCGAUGGGCAGAUGCAGCCUGUGCCCUUCCCCCACGACGCCCUGGCAGGCCCCGGCAUUCCAAGGCACGCCCGGCAGAUCAACACGCUCAGCCACGGGGAGGUGGUGUGUGCUGUGACCAUCAGCAACCCCACGCGGCACGUCUACACAGGCGGCAAGGGCUGCGUGAAGAUCUGGGACAUCAGCCAGCCAGGCAGCAAAAGCCCCAUAUCCCAGCUGGACUGCCUGGUGAGGAUCCCAGGGCUGUGGGCAUCUCCUGUAGCUGGCACAGGAAAGCAGGCAGCCUGGGCCAGGGGGAGCUGCCCAUCCACCUGGCCUGGCUCAACCCUGCACUGGUGGAACAGGGACAACUACAUCCGCUCAUGCAAGCUGCUCCCUGACGGGCGCACGCUCAUCGUGGGUGGUGAGGCCAGCACGCUCACCAUCUGGGACCUGGCCUCGCCCACGCCCCGCAUCAAGGCCGAGCUGACGUCCUCGGCUCCUGCCUGCUAUGCCCUGGCCAUCAGCCCUGACGCCAAAGUCUGCUUCUCCUGCUGCAGCGAUGGGAACAUUGCCGUGUGGGACCUGCACAACCAGACCCUGGUCAGGCAGUUCCAGGGCCACACGGAUGGGGCCAGCUGCAUAGACAUCUCCCACGAUGGCACCAAGCUGUGGACCGGUGGCUUAGACAACACUGUGCGCUCCUGGGACCUGCGGGAGGGCCGACAGCUACAGCAGCACGACUUUACCUCGCAGAUCUUCUCGCUGGGCUACUGCCCCACGGGUGAAUGGCUGGCCGUGGGCAUGGAGAGUAGCAACGUGGAGGUGCUGCAUCACACCAAGCCUGACAAAUACCAGCUGCACCUGCACGAGAGCUGCGUGCUGUCCCUCAAGUUCGCCUACUGUGGCAAGUGGUUUGUGAGCACUGGGAAAGAUAACCUUCUCAAUGCCUGGAGGACACCAUAUGGAGCCAGCAUAUUCCAGUCCAAGGAAUCCUCGUCCGUCUUGAGUUGUGACAUUUCAGCGGAUGACAAAUAUAUUGUAACAGGCUCUGGUGACAAGAAGGCCACGGUUUAUGAGGUCAUCUACUAAACCAGGACUCUAACAGGGCCGUCAGACUCUGGGGGAAACAGACUCGGCCGUGACAGGGAGACCCCGCAAGGGGCCCCGCGGAUGGCGGAGGUCGGACGGUGGGCGGCCGCAGGUGCCAGGGCUGAGCGCACCCGCCCCGUCGGGUCGGAUUCCUGGGCGUGGAUCGCUGUGUCUCACAGACUCGGAUGGAUCUCUCUCCCCCUCCUUCCCCCUAAACCAUCCUGGCAGAUGCUACGAAUAGAUCGGAAGGCUGGUUGCUCCAGCCCCCUGCAGACACCCUCAUGAAUCCCUUUCCUCCCCGUUUCUUUCGAUCUGUCCCCUGCCCUGGGUCAGAGACACUGGAGUGGACCCCGUGUCUGUGCUGGGGGAGGGGGGUUUCAUUCUCCCACUUGUGCAGCGCACAAAAUUUGUGAAAAAUGUAAAUAAUAGACUCCUAUCUCGGACUGGUCAGUGGGGGAGGAGGCCCCGUCCCCCCGGCAACGCUAGCCGUGUGUUUCGCCUGCUGUAUUUGUAAUCCACUCAUGGUGGUGGCUUUUUUUUUUUUAAAACAGAAGUUCCCAUCUGGGAAGGGGAGGCGGGGAGGGGGAGGGGAAGGGAGCUGCAGCUGGUAACCGGACCGACUGUAAGGGGCCGCCGGAGGAGUGUGCCUCCACGUGGACUUGGAAUUGGCCGAGGUAUGUCAGGAUUUUGCGCCUGAUGAACUGACGGAUGGACAGAGCCUGCGAUGGUGCCAGCCUGACAUGAACAGAAGGUCGCCUUUCUCUGUGGCCACCACGCUCUGCCUGCCCCUGGCCCACUCUCGCCUCCCUCCCUCCCUCUCUCAGGGGUCCGACCCUUGCUCUCUCUGUCUCUCUGUCUGUCUCUCUCUCUCUCUCACGUUCUCCUCCUCAGCCUCAGUCUCUCUUUGGUGCACACUUAGUUACCGCGACGACAGAUGGAAGUUCACAGGAGCUCCAUCUCCGGCCCUUCUUAAUCUUUGGACACAACCUAAAAAGGACAGAAAGUUAGGAGAAAGCAUAGCGACUCAGCUCAGGGAGCUACCAGAGAAAAACAGCAACUGAUGUGGGUGCUUUUUUUUUUGAAUAAAAAGAAUUAGAAGUGAUGUCCUUUUACAAAAUGCCUUCUCCCCCUUUCCUGCCUACGACUCCUCCCUCUCUCCCUAGAUGGGAAAAGAUGUGUUUAACCAGCAGGGUUGUGAGUCUGAGGGAUUCUCUCCCCUGCGGGAGCCUGGGCAGGACCUCGGGGUGGCAGGGACUAGGACCCGGGGACGGGGGCUCUGGUCCUGGCACACUCGGUGACUCCUUGCAGCUCUCAGUCUCUCUCCUGACCCCAGACAGUUACAGGUAAACAUCGUCUCCUGCAGGUACCACUUUUUGGUACCCCAGAUGUUCUGAGGUAUUAGGAUUUGGGUUGUUUUUUCCUUUAGGUCUUUUUUUUCUUUCAAACAAAAGUUAAAGGUCAUUGUGAGUCCUGGUGGUGGGCUCUCCAUGGAUGAUGUAGCAUAUGGGAGAUAAUUUUUAUACUGCAUUUUUAUGGAUAUUUUAUAACGUGUGAUUCUGCCUGGUAAGAAGGCAGCAUGGGCUCCAGGGAAAGCUGCACCCCUCGGUGACCUUGCUCAUGCCCAGCAGCCUCCCUGACGGAGGCGGCGGGCACGGAGGCUGGCCAGGCGCCCUGUGCCUCCCUGAGGUGGGGUGGGGGCCAUCUAGAGUGUUUCUCCGUCUCUGGGUCUCAGAUUGUUUGUCUGCCACCUCUUGUUAAGGCUCUAGCCACAAGGGAGGGUGAGGGUAGAAGAAAGUUGAUUCCUGAAGAAAAAAGAAAAUGAAAAGUCAUUGUAAUGAGCUGUUUUUAUAUUUUUAAAAGUUGCUAUUUAAAGGUUG